Folsomia candida is the source of this 7127-nucleotide messenger RNA. RefSeq names its product protein lap4. Gene Ontology annotation, molecular function: protein binding. The transcript is spliced from 34 exons. NCBI's taxonomy places the organism in Eukaryota, Metazoa, Arthropoda, Collembola, Entomobryomorpha, Isotomidae. Bases 854 to 6550 code for a protein of 1898 amino acids. The record is from RefSeq and is a predicted model, not a curated record. Gene Ontology annotation, cellular component: adherens junction.
AUUCCUUUCCCAUCGUCACGUUAUUAUUACGAACGAACUUUUAUUAUAACAGGACGAACGACGUCCACGGUUCUCAGUUCUCAUCACAAAAUCACGAGCAUAUAGUAGGCACUGCUAAGUAGACUACUGUUAUUAUUGUUUGUUUGAUCUCUCUCUCUCCUCGUCCAACCAUUUAACACGUCAACUACCCAACAUUCCGCAAUUGUUGUCACUAAAAACCAAAAUCAUCAUUGGGUUGGGCUCGUCGUCCCUCUCCAAGAACCACAACCAAUAAUAAUCAUAAUAAUAAUACAGCUUUAUAUAAUAGUACAUACACAAAUAUACAAUACAUAUUUCACACUACUGCUCGGACCGAAUUUUAAUACAUUAUCAUCCUCCUCGUUCUUAAAACAAGUAAGAGAUUAGUGUUGCUAGCAUUAUUAUUAGGUUAGCGAUGGGUUAAACGUUCAAUUGAUUUCAAUUGGUUUACUAUUGAUUCUGCUGCCUUUUCGAUCCAAUCGAUUCAACAAACUACAAUACCAAGUAGUCUAAACAAAUAAGUUUAUUCCAAGUAUAUGAAAAUCCAAAUGUGAUGUUGCUGUAUACGUCUCCCUCGUCAGUUUGUGUAACAACUUUUACGAUAUUUGAUAUUGAAAUCCAAGUAUCGUCAUUUUAAGAAGAAGAAAUUCCCCAAGCAAAGAAGACUGGAGAUUACUUUUGCAUGGUCAUUAUAUUAUUACUCACUACGUGCCGGUCUGUUUUUGUAACGAUGUAAUCAAAAUGGAAAGUGUCACCGUGUGAAAACUAUAUAUAUCUAUAGACAUUAGAGAAAGUCGGGUGAAAGUUAGACUCCGUUUGUUUUUACCCCUGGGUCAUGCGAAAGUGGACGGCCAAAGGGAUGUCUUGUGUUCCGUUUCGUUCUUGUAAUCAACAUGUCGAAUUCGUCGACAAGCGACAUCAGUCGCUCGCAACCAUUCCGGAUGAAACCUUUAGGUAUUCUAGAACGCUGGAGGAAUUGUUGCUCGAUGCAAAUCAUAUUAGAGAACUGCCCAAGCAAUUAAUGAAUUUAACAAGGCUGAGAAAGCUGUGCCUGAGUGAUAAUGAGAUAAAAGAAUUGCCACAAAACUUGGGCAACCUCGCCAAUCUCGCCGAACUUGAUGUAUCAAGAAAUGAAAUUCAAAUUAUUCCAACAUCCAUUAGAAGUUUAACGCGUUUAAGGCAACUAGACUUAAGCAGCAAUCCUAUUACAAGCCUACCAGCUUCAUUUUGCGACCUCAAAUCAUUAACGAUCCUUACGUUAAAUGAUACAGCUCUGACUGAACUCCCCGAUGCAUUCGGAAAUUGUUCAUCUUUAAUAAGCGUAGAGCUGAGAGAAAAUGCUUUACGGAGUUUACCUCAAAGUUUCGAGAACUUAAGAAAUCUUGAGAGAUUAGAUUUAGGCGACAAUGAGUUAUCAGACUUGCCUGCGUUUAUCGGCCAGUUGACCAAAUUAACUGAACUUUGGUUGGAUCAUAAUUUAUUAUUUCGCCUGCCUAAGGAAAUUGGACAUUUGGAGAAACUCGUGUGCUUCGAUGUUAGCGAAAACCAACUAGAUGAACUUCCAGAUGAGAUCGGGAAUCUUAGAAAUUUGACAGAUUUUAUCGCCUCACAAAAUAAUAUUGACAGAUUGCCACAAACCGUAGGAAGUUUAUCAAGUUUAGUAGUGUUAAAGUUGGAACAAAAUAAACUGAACAAGGUGCACCCUAACCUUGCGUUAUGUACAAAAUUACAAGAAUUAUUUCUACGAGAAAAUCUAUUAGAUGAACUGGGAGAUUGGAUCGGGAGACUGGAAAAUCUUAAAAUUCUUAACAUGGACUGCAAUAGAAUAACAACUGUUACAGAAAAAGUUGCAAAUUUAGGAGAACUUGGAGUUUUAUCUCUUCGAAUGAACCUGCUAGAACGCCUCCCAGAUGAAGUUGGUUCUUGCGUUAAGCUCAUGGUCAUCGACGUUAGUGGCAAUAGAUUGCAAAACCUCCCGUUCACAAUUGCUUCUCUUCCGUUGUUGAAAGCCGUUUGGCUGAGUGAAAACCAAAGCCAAGCAAUGCCGAACUUCAAUGUGGAUUAUGUAUUUAAUGAACCAAUAUUGACAUGCUAUCUGCUACCGCAAAUUGGAGCAGAACCUCUGAAUCCACCACUGUCGCUUAAUAGUCUGUAUCGAGCAUCUGGAGAUCUAGAUUUGAAUUCAGGAUUAGACUACUUUUUAACAGAAGAUGGUCUGCCCUCCACAGCCAAUGGAGUAAUGAGAAAUGCCGUUGGUCUUCCUAAACUUUCACCCACAGAUGUUGACAUUACGGCCAGGAACACGACUGUGAAGUUUGAUGACGGUUCGGAUGAUGAGUCAAGCGUGAAUGGGGCAGAGUCGGAGUCAACUGGAUUCGUACGUCACAACACACCGCAUCCGAGGGACUUGAAGGCAAAGUUUCAAAAAUGGUUUGGCGGAUCAAAGCCAAAAUCAAAGACGGUGGAUAAAGUGUUUGUUGCUUCAGAUGAAAAUGAAAACUCAAAGGGACCAUUUAGACCAGAACGCCAAAAGAUUGACGUCAAUGAACCAUAUAGCCAAUUGCAUGGUCAUAAACAAGCCCAUGAAGUUGAAAAAGCGAAAAUAGAGGAAAACCGAACAGACUCCAGUGAACAAGACGAUACUGAAACGGAUGACCAAGGCUUAACUGGGGACGAGAAACAUGUUGAAUUCAUCGUGGAACAAGAAGAACCAGACGAUGAUGACGAACCUGGAGAAGAGAGACUCAAUCUUCGACUUCAAAGAAGAGAUACUCCUCAUCACUUAAAAAAUAAACGUAUUAAUCCGGCAGAUGCGGAUGCUGAAGCUCUUCAAGCGAUAUUACAAAAGGUACCAUCACCAUCACCCCCAAAACGCAUGCAAAACGAUGAACCAAUCAACUCUCCUUUUGAAACGGAAGAUUCCAUAGACUCGAACAGUAUGAAACGACCUACUACUGUAGAACUUGAGUUGGUUCUUAAUCGUGAAGGGGGGCAGCCUUUCGGUUUAAAUAUUGCUGGAGGUUUGGGCUCGUCACCAUUUGUGGAUAAUGACCAAUCAAUCUUUGUGUCGAAAGUAGUACCUGGAGGAUUAGCUGAUGGGGCCGGGCUAAAGGCGGGUGACCGCGUCACACAAAUAAAUGGGAUCGAUUUCACAAACAUUGAACAUCGUACUGCCGUGGACACUAUUCGUAAAGCUGGUAACCGAAUAGUGUUUGUGGUAGAGAGAAAAGUUUUAGGAGGAAAUUAUCCGGGACCACAAGGAGCGGAACUUGGGGAGCCGAGGAGUGUGUCUUGGAACGGUACUACUGCUACUACAGCUUCCAAUAAUGACGACUUCCCAAAUUCAAAUCCAUCCCCUUCGCCUUCGCCAAACCUAGUUUUUCCUUGUCCGAAACCUUACAAAGCAAUGCCCAAUUUUGAUGCAAUGAUUCCGUCCGAAGUGAAAAACCCUUCUGCCGUGGUCACCGUUACAAUAAAACAACCCGACACUGUAUCUUCUCGUGUGCCAGAUAUUUUUCCACCAGCACCAACAGACCUCGGUACUGUAACUGAAGUAAUUACUAAAAGCACGUUGACAGAAACUGUCUUUACACGUGUUACCCACAAUGAGCCAGUCAUGGCCCCCGUUACGACAGAUAUGAUUUAUAUUGAAAAAACGUCGGAGGAAUCAUUGGGAGUGAAAAUCAUCUCUGGGUCGGAAGAGGCAUGUUUCCCCUUCUCAUUUCCUAAUCAGCCGGGGGUUUAUGUCGUCUACGUCACAAAAGAUGGUCCUGCAGCUCGUGCCGGAUUAAAAAUUGGUCACCGAAUUUUAGAAAUUAACGGACAAAUGGUGGACCCUACGGAUAAAAAUAAAAUUGCCAUUUUCUUGCUUCAAGCUGGUAACAAGGUGGACCUUAGAGUUAGGAAACAUGGGCCUCCUCCUGGAUUUAUGCCGAUAGAGUUCAAUCGAGAUGAAAAAGAACCUCUUGGGAUGCAUAUUAAAGGCGGGACCGACAACCCUGGAAAUCCAUUGAACAAGGAUGACACUGGCAUUUUCAUAUCAAAAAUUUUACCAAACGGAGCUGUUCACCGAAAUGCUCUAUCAAGAGUUGGAAUGCGAAUAUUAUGUGUCAACGGAAAUCCCCUCUUGAAUAUUACACACAACGACGCUGUCAACGUAUUUAGAAUGGUUAGAAGUGAUAUAGAAAUGCUGUUAGCAAACGGAUACGAUCCAAAGGAAGUGGAACAACUAAGGAGUGAAGGAAAACUCCCAGACAAAAUUGUUGAAAUUCUAUCAAACAGCGAAGAAGCAGCUGCGGCUAUUUCUCAGUACUCGAAUGAGGCUGAGCCAAGUGCAAAACAAUCUGUAGACAAAGUUAUGGAGGUUGUAAAAGCUGCGGAGCAAUUGGUGGUCCCUUCAUCUCCAACACCUCCAAAGGAAAAAUCUGUCGUUGUUCCUGGGAGUCCAGGCCCCGUCCAUGACAUGAAGAAAACUACAAUAGUUAUGUCUGGUCACUCGAAAACUUCUCCUGGUCUUGGCGGUUCGAAAAAGUUUUUCACUGCAGACAAUGAAAAUCAAUUGGGUUCUUCGGAACAUCUAGAACCCAAACCUAGAACUCCUCAUCACCCACCAACCUAUGCCAAUUUAAAUGACCUUCAUGCCGGUUCCUCGGAUGAUGUGGAAUUUAUUGAUGACGAAUCGAACGAUGAGCUCAGAAAGUCCAAUGGGGACUUGAUUCAUGGAGUGGGAGUAGAAGCGAGAAACCCCAUUUUCAACGGAGCGGAUCAAGAAAAGCGAAAAAUGAUUCCCCCAAUGAAUUUAAAUUUGCAGCACAACACUAGUAAUAGUAGUAGUGGGGCAGCAGAUCCCAAUAACCCACCUCCAGUUCCCACGCCUAGAACAAGUCUGGGCAGUUAUGGCAGUGGGCGGCUUUCUCCCGAAGAGCAACCAAAGGAGCUCAAAGUGAAAAUUAAACAACUUCCUCCGUCCAAGAGUUUUAGCAUUAGUCCAAUUCCCCACCAUAUUCCAUUAGCACCAACUGAAGAAUUUGACCCUGCAGAUACUGAGGAAUCCGUAUUCCAGUUUUCGCCAGAAUUUCAUCGAGUUCCGUCCCCCAUGUUGAACAGGCCUCAUUUGACCUAUAUCCAUACUGAGGAUUCACAUAACAAGUUCCACAAGGAAGAUCAACCUGUUGAGAGCAAUAAUGAUGAUAUUAUUCCUCAAGGAGAGCUAGAAGAUAGCGAAGAGGAACAGGAGGAGGGGGUCCAGUCCAAAGAAGAAAGUAGUAAACCUCCUUCCCCUCCUCCCACGGGGCCUAUUGUUACUGGACAAGGUUCACGAAGUAACAUUGUUUCUGCACGAGCAAAAUUUUUUGAACAAGAAAUCCAGCAUCAUCAGGCAGCUCCUGCAAAGUCUUCAAACAAGCAGUUUUCAUUUUUGAGUCCAUAUGAAAUUGAUCGCAUGAAACAAGAGGAGGAUAAUAAAAUCGCAGCAGCAGCAGCAACAAUGAGUCAAAUCGAAUACUUGAGGUCUGGUGAAUUGGAGCAAGUGGUAGAAGAGGAGGAAGAGUAUGGUGACGAUGAUGAGCUUAUGAUGGGUGGCAAUCAACAAGGAGGAGGAGAACAAGAAGGGAAGGAACAGGGAUCUCAAAGUGGUGCUGAAACUGCUUCCGGUGGUGAAAGUGGCUUCCCUUCAGAAAGAGCUUCUGGACAUGUUAGAUCCAUCUCUGCAUCCAGUGUAAGUUCCGUUUCUUCCACCAGCAGUGUCCGCACCGCAAAAGCCGAAAGACGGUUGAAAGAAAGGCUGAGUCAAGAGGGCCUAUUUCCUUCAGAUGUGAUUACGUCCUCGGAUAUGAGUCCAUCGGAACAAAGAGCUUUGCAAGCUGAGAAAAGGGCAGCUUGGAGACAGGCUAGAUUGAAGUCACUAGAACAGGACGCUUUGCAAGCACAAAUGGUACUGAACCGGAUUAGUGAAAUAAUUGACAGUCCACCUCCGGUUACGAAUGCGAAUCAGAGUUCGACUCUACAGAGGAAAUUAGAUAAUGUUUCAGAGGAUAAUCCAGAAUUUCCUGAUGAGGAAAACAAUAUCAGUAUUAAUAAACCAACAAAACUAGGGUCACCGUCUACUACUAACACUCGAUAUAGCCAUUCAUCUUCAUCAACUUCAGCGGUUUCUAACCAAUCCGAGUCCCAACUACCAAAUGUCCGUUUCCCAUCCCUAUUCAUUCGUCAUCGAUCUUCUGGUCCAAAGAAAAUAAUUGGGCAGAGAGAGCGUUUGCUCGGCGAGAAAAUAUCUAGAAAAACUGAGGAGUGGCUCAAUGAGGAGACUGGAGCUGUAGAGAUACGGACAGUUGAAAUUGUUGAAAAAAUUAUUGAACACGAGGUGGAGACUACCGAACAGAAAAUAAUUUCAAUAGAACUUGAUGGUCCCCUCAGCCCAACCAGCCCCACUUCAACCGAUGAUGGAAAUACAAGCUUUCCCCUUCCAACUGGCACAGGGAUCACUACUGGAAGUGCUCGGAAAAAGAAGCGAAAAAAUUCCAAGAAAAAAUGAAAAACUGUACAGUAUCAACCACCUGUUACGCACAAGCUGGGGGUGCUUCAUGUGCACUCGGCAAAAAUGAAAUUGUAGCCCAGUUAGUUAUCAAGUCCAUGCAUCUAUUAAGAUAUUUAUUAUUAUUAUAUAGAAUUUCUAGUAUUAUUGUAAUGACUUUCGGAUCAGAUCGGACUCGCUCUUUGAAAUUAAGUGUAACAUGUUCUUUCCAGAUUCCGUUUUUGAAUUCUAUUUAACUCGUACUACUAUUCUACAUUUUUUGAUACACCAGACCAAUGAAUGGUUUAAUUUUUAGAUAUUAUUGUGCUCCGAGUCAAUAUUUUAUUAUAAGCAUAACUUGCUGAUUCGCACCAGGAUUGCAGAAAAUAAUAAUUUAAAAUCAUCUUUCUACAAUUUUUAUCCCAGCUUGGCAAAAUGACCAAAACCAAUAUCAGCAGAAUUAUUUUAUUGUUGUGUUACUAAAAAUGUUAUAUUUUAAGGGUAUUUUAUGACAAUGUUCAAACAUUUUGAAACAUGCAAUAUCAUGAGUUUUUACAAAGCAAGUAGUUAAUUUUUUCAAUAAACAUGAAACAAGGAA